GUUACGAAGACGUGGGAAGUUUUGACUGGCGGCGAAAAACGCUCGUUCGUAUACGUGCGUUACCGUAGCGUGCGUGCUCGCGUCGGUACUGCUCGCGUUGCCAAGUGCAAGUGAACGCGGGGAAAGGCGGGGAGAAUCUUCGGAGAGUAGGGUUCGUCGUUUGCGGCGAAUAAUUCGUGUCGCACGUGUGUCGGCGUCGUCGCUUCAAGUUGGCAGUCGCUUGUACGAUGUGAACGGUUAGGGGAGGCAUCAUGCUACUGUUGUGAUACAUGCCGUCGACGCACGCCUUACGGGAACAUAAUGGGCAACGACGGAUGACUGAGAGAACUACGUCCGCUGACUACGCAGACAAACCCUUCACCUGUAUGUGCCGCCAUCUAGCGGCAGUCGCAGCAGACGCUAGUUAGUAGCGCCAUCUACCGAACGACAGCACCGUUGCACGGGUAACAACAGCACGGAUGUAUCGUGUAAGGAUCCUCCAACCGCGGAAUCUGCUGAUGCUGGUUGUAGUCGUCUGCGUACUGCUGACCGCAUACGUACAUCGCCUGCACAUGAAGACCGACGGCACCGCCGCUAGCUGGCGCGAACGCAACCAAACGAAACACCUCGUCGGCACCGCCAGACGGCAGCAGCAUGAGCAGCAGACGCCGCAGCUCACGUGCGUGCCGACGGACGCGGUCGACGCGAAGGCGGACGUCGAUACGUACAGCGUCUUUCUGCGCUGGAUGCACGCCGGACGCAAAAGCCGCGGCAGUCCGACGCUGCCGCUGACGGCGACCGACGCGACGCUGCAGCCGCUGCGCGUCUUCGUCGUGCCGCACUCGCACAACGACCCCGGCUGGCUGCACACCGUCGACGAGUACUUCGACUCGAAGACGUCGCACAUACUCGACAACAUCGUCGCCAAGCUAGAGCAGUACGCCGACAUGACGUUCAUCUGGACCGAGACGGUGUUUCUCGACAUGUGGUGGCGGCGAGCGACGCCGACGAUGCGCGCCCGCUUCGUCGCGCUCGUCGGCAGCGGUCGGCUGGAGAUCACGGGGGGAGGGUGGGUAAUGCCGGACGAGGCCGUCACGCAUUACUACUCCGUCGUCGAUCAGUACAUCGAGGGGCACGAGUGGCUGUGGCACAACGUCGGCGUGCGGCCGAGGAACAGCUGGCAGAUCGACCCGUUCGGUCACUCGAGUUCGAUCGCUUACAUUCUCAACCUCGUCGGCUUUGAGAACGCCGUCAUUCACCGCAUUCACCAUGGCUUCAAGUGGCACCUGGCGACCGAACGCAACCUCGAGUUCCGCUGGCGACAGUACUGGGACGCCGAAGACGCGCGCCCGCUCUUCACGCACGCGACGCCCAACCAGCACUACACGAUGAAGUGGACGUGCGGACCGGAUACGGCCGUCUGCUCCAACUUCGACUUCCGGCACGUCGUCGGCGAGUUCCGCGAGAGCAUGUCGGUGCCGAUCACCAAGCACAACGUCGCCACGAAGGCGCGUCAGCUGCUCGACCAGUACCGCCAGAAGGCGGCGCUCUACCGACACAACGUGCUGCUGGUGCCGCACGGCGACGAUUUCCGCUACGACAAACCGGCAGAGUUCGACCAGCAGUACGUCAACCUGCGCCGACUGUUCGCGCACAUCAACGCGCAGCCGUGGGACGCCGACGUCCGCUUCGGCACGCUGCAGGAUUACUUCGACGCCGUCCACGAACGCGAGGGGGCGCUGCUGCCGGCGAAGCUGCCGACGUUGACAGGUGACUUCUUUCCGUACUCGGACGAGCGCACGGACUACUGGUCCGGAUUCUACACGACGCGUCCGUUUAACAAGCGACUCGAGCGUCUCCUUGCGUCGCGCCUGCGAGCUGCCGACGUCGUCUUUACGCUUCGCGACAUGACGACGACGGAACGCGACGCCGACGCCGCAGAGUUGCUGACGUUCGCGCGCCGCCAGCUGGGUCUCUUCCAGCAUCACGAUGCCAUCACGGGCACGUCGGAAGACCACGUCGCCGACGAUUACAGCCGCAAGUUGUGGCUCGGACUGCACGCCGUCGACCGCGUCAUCCUGCGCACGGUGCAGGCGUACGCGCUCGCCGACGGACACCUGCGCGACGUCGUCACGCGCGGCAACAUGACGCUCAUACACAUGAACGAACAGAUGCGCACGUAUCAGUCGCUCCCGCUGAAGCAGCUGGUCGGCGUGCGACACAAGGCGGCGCACGUGCUGCUCUACAACGCGCUGACGCUGCCGCGACACGAGCUCGUACGCGUGCACGUCAACCACCCGCACGUCGUCGUUCGCGACGGCGACGGCGUCGUCGUCAGGAGUCAGGUGAACCCGCUUUGGCGCCCCGACGAUCCCACGCGGAUCAGCGACGCCGCUUUCGAGGUGGCGUUCCUCGCGCGCGUCCCCGCGACGUCGGUCGCCGUCUUCAGCGUCGCGAAGAGCAAGCCCGACGCGGAAGGCACCGCCGUCAAAGCUUCCGUCGUGCUCCUAGGUGGCGCUGCGAGCGCGACGUCGUCGGUGUUCGCCGUCGACACGUCGCCGCAGGAGCUGUUCAUACAGAACGACGCGCUCGUCGCCUGGUUCGACUCGCGCAGCGGGUUCCUGCAGGGCGUCACCGACAAGAACACGAGCGAGAACAUACAGCUUGGGCUCGACUUCCACGUGUGCAAGUCGCGGCACAGCGGCGCCUACCUUCUCGGGGACCUGCACGCGAGAGAGCCGCUUCUCGUCGGCGAGUCGUCGCCAGUCAUCCGGCUCGUCAAGGGCCCGCUCGCCGAGGAGAUACACGUCAUCGCCGGGCACGUCGUCUCCGGAAACGUCAUCAACACGAUCGCCGUCGACAAAACUCAGGCGACGUCGGCGUCAGCGCUGCGGCUGGAUAUUAGUAACUUGGUCGACGCGGGCGAUCUCGUUAAUAGAGAGGUAAUCAUGCAGCUGAAGACGGAUACGAAUAGCGGCGACACGUUCUACGCCGACCUCAACGGCCUGCAGGUCGUCAAGCGCACCACGUACCGAAUGCUCCCGACAGAUGGCGCCAGGUUCUACCCGGCGACGUCGCUCGUCGCCGUGCAGGACCGGCGCGUGCGCGUCUCGCUGCUGCUGUCGCAGACGCACGCCGUCGCCAGCCCCGCCACCGGCACACUCGAGGUAAUACUCGAGCGACGCAUCGCCGAGAACGAUGGCAAGGGCGUCAGCGGCGGCGUGACGAGCGUGCCGCGGUCGCUGCAGCGACACACGCUGCUCGUCGAGCGACGCGGCUUGCAGCGCCACACGGCGGACGAAUCGCACGUGCUGCGGCCGACGAUGCGCAGUCACCGGCUGUCGCAGCGACUCAACGACCCGCUCAUCGCCAUGGUAGCCGACGCGCAGCUCGACCCGCUGCUGCUGAAGCGCGUCGUCGACCUGCCGCUGUCGCUACCAUGCGACGUGCAGCUAGUGUCGCUGCGGCCGCUCCUCCCCGCCGACAGUGCCGCGGCGUCUGAGUACGCGCUGCUCGUGCACAGGCCCAUGUACGAGUGCCGCGACGACGACGCUGACGAUACCGGAAGUUGCGCCGCGCCGCAGCCGGCGACGUCGUUCGCCGACGUGCUUCCCGGCGUGCGCGUGUCGCGAGUCGCUCGCUCGUCGCUGAGCUUCCUGAAGACGGAUCCGUCCGUCCCACCGUCCAGAAUGAUGAUUGUCAACUCAAUGGAGAUCGCCGCAUUCCGCCUGGAAGUCGACCACAAGAGGGCGCGUCGGCAAGCAGUUGACACUAAUUGACAUUAAUAGUCUCUCUCGCUAAAUAAAUAAAUAAAUAAAUAAAUAUAUAUAUAUAUGUAUGUAUAUAUGCAUAUAAUAUAUAUAUACGAUAAAAAUAUAUGACGUAAAGAGACUCUAAUUGUUACUGAAAGGAGGGAAUGAAUCAUUUUUUCGCAUCGGGGUCUAUGAUGCACACAGUAUUUACUAUACACACUCUAGUGAUUUCGACCGAAGGCUUGUCUUGUUAGAGUUGACACAAGAUUGGGUGCGGGUCUUUCGCCCCCUGAAUGUUACUCUUGCACCACACUGCAUCACGUUGUGUUGCGUUACGUUAACGUUAGUGUAUAAUUUGUUACUACUUUUUAAUAUGUAUUACAAUUUCCUCAUACAUGUGAGUAUAUAUAUAUUGUUGUAUUAUAUAUGGUUCCAUUGUAUUAUAAAGUAUUAACAUAAUUGUGUCAUGGGAAUGGAGAAUUUAUUGACAAAUUGUUGGGCUGGAUAACGUUUCUGUUAUAUGCGAUAUUUCAUAGAAAUAUGACAAAUAUAUAUAAAUAUUUCUUGGCGUUGGAUCUAAUCUGUUCCCGGUAAAUAUGUGAUAUUAUUGAUAUCGGCCAGACAUCACAAAGGCUGUAGUUAGUAGAAAAGUGGGAAUGGGAAGCUCGCGUGGUGGCCCUAACAUAUCAACUGUGUGUGUAUGUAUGUGUGUGUGCGCGUGCGUGCGUGUGUGUGUGUGUGUGUGUGUGUGUGUAUGUGUGUGUGCGCGCGCGCGCGUGAGUGCGUGCGUAUGCAAGCAUGUACACCAACGCGCGCGCUCGUAAAGCAUAGGCCCAAUCGCGAUUGUUUUAUGAUCGGAAGUAAAUUAUUUCACCGCGUGAUUGCGUAGUUCGUGUAAUACGUAACAUUCUUCAUCAGCGCUGUCUCAUCGUCUGUUUGUGUGCGUAGCCAGACGCCACAGCUAGACACACGCAGUGAUGCGGCAACAACCUAGCAGCAGCAGCAAGAAGCGGUUAAAUGCAUGCCCGUUGCUAGCUAGCUAGGUGCACAAUGAACGUGCUCCCGUGCGUGUUUCGAUCCAUCUAUUCUCGUCACAUACAGACGACAGAUCUGUCCGCAUUUUGCUGUGCGAUCCUUGCUACGUACUCUAUAUUAGUGCAGCUUCACGAGGGGAGGCGCGUUAAAGCGUUAAACGUAUGAAUUAUUGAAUGUGAUAUAACGCUAGUCUGCGUCUGUGAUCCAUAACAUGUGUGUUUAGAUUAAUGUAUUGAUUAGUUCUAUGGCGUUUGGUUGGUUCUAGCACAGCUGGCAGUUUUUUAUAGCUUGAUUUGUUAUUCAGAUAGGUAGAGGCUGUGAUUUAAUUUGUUCUAGAGUUUGGUUAGGUCUGUUGUUCGGUUUUCUCUGCUGCAGCUUCGUUGGCUGUAUCCUUUUGUGAACUCUAUAGCUUGGUUAGUACUUACUAGUAAGUAGUAAGGUUCGGUCAGGUCUAUUGCCUCUAUAGGUCUGUAGCUAGAAUAAUUCAUAUAAAAGAUGUAUGAUCACCCUGACAACAAUCGCAAGUCAAUAAUAAAACAAUAAUCACGCAUGUAAUAUUUAA
Molecule: messenger RNA, 5328 nt
Organism: Priapulus caudatus
Lineage: Eukaryota; Metazoa; Priapulida; Priapulimorpha; Priapulimorphida; Priapulidae
Product: alpha-mannosidase 2x-like
Exons: 2
Coding region: 459-3758 (1099 amino acids)
Biological process (GO): N-glycan processing; protein deglycosylation; mannose metabolic process
Cellular component (GO): Golgi membrane
Molecular function (GO): alpha-mannosidase activity; carbohydrate binding
Source: RefSeq, a predicted model, not a curated record